AAAAAAAAAAAAAAAAAAAAAAAACAAAAAAAGUAAAUAAGAAAAAAGGUUUUGAUUUGCAGCCACAAUGAAGCGUAUUUAUGCCGAUACGUAUGCGCCCAAGUACCACAGUGGCAAGUGGUCAUGGGACAAGAAAACCGACAGUCUGCACUUUGAGCCCCACAACGACUUGUCGGACGCAAGGGAGCGCUAUAUUGAGACAAACGGAUACAAAUUUCUGCGGACAAUCAACCAGGAGGAGGAACUGAUCUUUCGGCAGGAGUUUGUGCGCUCUCAAGCCACUUUUGAUACGGACACUGUUGUGAUAAACGAUGUGCGCGAUCUGGUGUUAUUUAUGAUGCCCAAAGAAUUUCUGACCACCAAAUUUCUUGAGUUUAUACAUAAGCCUGCCGUGCACAGAUUGCUUCACGCUCUAAUCAUUUACUUCGAGUACUUUUUGCGAAUGGUCGAAUUUGUGCUGAUCCGACGGGAUGAGCUCGCUGGCAACAUGGCCCAGAUACAGAGCGAGCAGACAAAUGAAAUGAAGCGCAUAUUCUCGAUAUACUUGAGUCAAUAUCGCAUGCUGGUGGCACGAAACUAUAGCGUAAUCCUCAAGGGUGAAGGCGACAUGGCGGAGUUCUAUCACAUGAAGGAGAUUGUCAAUAUUUCGGCGACCAUUAAGGAUAAGUUCUUUCACGAACAGUUUCUGGCCGUUGCCACGCAGAUCGUAUGGAUUACUUUGCACAGGCGCGCCUACAACGUGAUCGAGAUGGAGAUGAAUCGACUGUUUCGCUCUGAGCACUUUGUAUGCAAUCAUCCAGAGUAUCUGAAGUUCACACCCAUGGAGCGCAGCUUGCUCUAUGGUCGCAAUAACAAGAUUGUUAACUACCGCACCCAGGUCUCGCCGUUGAUUCAGGAGCUGGAGCAUAUACCCGACGAGGAUAUGGCCAUUCUGUGGAUUGGUGAGCGCAAGUAUCGGGGCACCGACACUCGCAUUGUCCAGAUCGAGCUAGAGUAUAUUGUGCCAGGCCCCCAGCUGUUCAUGAUCGAUGUUACCCACGGCAUUCUGGGACAUCCAAAGAUAUUGUACGACACCACUCUGAACCUGAACUGGCCCGCGGUGCGUUUUGCCAACUACUCUGUUGACCACGAUCCAUAUAAGAUUGUGCGGCAGCCGCAUCUGCAAAUACCCAACAUUAAUGAGAUGAAGAUGCGCAAAAUGUCCAAGUUCUACGAUCAGUUUUUCAAGGUAUAUCGCAUCUACGAGCCGUGCUCCCCGCAUAUGCUAUAUAAGUGGUACCGGCGCGAGAAGGUGAUUAAGUUUUAUCGCACUGGUGGCGUCUUGCAAGACAUCUAUGUGCGCUGCAAAAAGGAUCUGGCCAGCCAGAAGUAUGGUCCGGCUGUGGAUACCAUUAUUUCCAAAUACUUUAAGAUUGUAUCCAGGCUCCGUAAAACCACAGCCAACACUACAGUUGCUGAUCGAUCAAGCAGGGGUACUACUGCCUUUAACACGCCUAAGCAACAGACAAAGGCACGCAAAAUAGGUGAAGAUCAUUUCUUUGAAGAAGCGUAAAGUUGGGUUUGAAUGGAAAUCUUAUAUAGUGCAACAGAAAGUAUAUCACAAAUAAACGAGCAUACACAAAAGUAAUACUCCA
This is a messenger RNA of Drosophila virilis, 1634 nucleotides long. RefSeq names its product protein phosphatase 1 regulatory subunit 36. The record is from RefSeq and is a predicted model, not a curated record. NCBI's taxonomy places the organism in Eukaryota, Metazoa, Arthropoda, Insecta, Diptera, Drosophilidae. Gene Ontology annotation, molecular function: phosphatase binding. Gene Ontology annotation, biological process: negative regulation of phosphatase activity.